AUGCAAUCCAACACGAUCAAGGGCAAGUACGAAGCUGCCAUCAACAAACUCACAUGGGACACCAAGUUUGUGUCGACGUACACACAGCGAUACAUCACCGACCCGUUCCUCCGCAUCAACGGGAUCUCAGAGUACAUUACGUGGCCGCUGACAGAGCGCCAAGACGCUCAAAUCGCGUCUCUCUACAAAAACGACGUCAUUCCUGCCUCGGAUUUCCGCAUCAACAACCACGUGGGCUGGAACGCGUUUCUCGACGACGUGCUAGUCAACGUCCGCAAGGACUUUGACCAAGAGCACGUGACCGCGACGCUCUCCCACCUUUGUUUUGAUGCACGUGGCUCGUCCAGCGCACUCGCUCCGAGCGCAGCGGUGCCAAACACGCUCGGUGUGCUCAUCGUAUGGCUGCCGUCACGGUACCUAGGCAGUCGCCUCGUCUUUCAAACCGAUCGUCGCAGCGAGACGAUGGACGACACGCUGCUGCCCACGACGACCUUGCAGUGCUUGGCCACCUACUUGAGCACACAAGUGGUCUCGACACAGAUCAUGUGGGGUCGCCGCGUUGCGCUCGUCUACAACUUGGUGUGCACGAAGCCCCAGUACGGGUUUCGGACGGCGCCAGAGACACAAGAAGCGGCGACCGCCGCGCUGAUGGAGAUUGCAAAGGAGCCGUUCCAGCGACACCCGCUCGUGUGUCGGUACAUUGCCAAGCCAUCAGGACUCUCGUUCGAGAAGCUAUCCGUGGAAGACGCAGCUCUCGCGGAUGCGUUGCUCGCGACUGGAUGCUACGACGUUGCGCUGGCCACCGUCGAGCGCAGUGGUGACAUUGACCCGCUCGCAUGGGGUGUGUACAAAACAGAGGCAGAUGUGAUCGUCCGCUGCAUCACGCACCCGGACUGCUCGAUGCCACGUAUUGUCUGCUGGAAUCUCGUCGGCAUGCCCAUCGACUUGUGCUUGGAGCUGGCCUCGUAUACGCACGGCGCAGAGGCGCUGAUUUUUUGGCACAAGCGAUACCGCGCCUUGCUGGCCGGCGCGCAUUGCGUGAUGUCGUCGGUGUACAACAUCAUCGUUGAAAAGAGAGAGCGAGCACCGCUUGAGAUCGACUCGACGCGGGAGUUUCUACUGGGCGCCAUGUCGAUGUUCACGCACGAGGCGGCGAGUCGCCUCCCGUUUCACAUGAACGCCAUGGAGUUGAUGGGGUCGCUGCUUCUCAUCUAUGACAAAUGGGACCUCGUGCGUCUCUUUGUCGCCCACGUCGUGAGCGUCACGCCGACCACCCCGUUCCAUAAUAGCAUUGGACCCUUUCUGCGCAAGUGCGUGGUGCAGUACGGCUGGCAUCACGCGGGGGUUUUCCCGGCCGCCCUGCGCAUCCUUGUCGCUGUCGCACCAAAGCACAUCGAUGCGUUUGCAGCGUCGUGGCUGCGCGCGGUGCCGUGUACGAUCGAGGCCAACCAAUUGCUGCUGCUGCCCGCCAUCCACGCGCUCGCAGGACAGAAGCUCGUGCGCGUGACGGUGCUCGUGGCAGCCAAAUGCUUGGCAACGUUCGAGGCCGCGGGGGUCCGAGCGCCUCUUCCCGACCAUGCAGAUUUUAGCCUCCCCGACAUUUUCGUCAACUCUACGCACUGCACGGCGUGCAGUCGCUUUCGCGACUUUCUCUUGGACAGAUGCCUAACGACCAUGGACGCGAACGAGCCGUCCGGCAAGUGCGUUGCCAUUGCUCGGAUUGUUGCCACCCAUCCGAGCUGCCUCAAGCAGAGUAAAUUCGGAUCGACGUGGGUGAUCAGUAAGCGGAAGGGCGAUGUUGAGAGCUACGCAGAUCUCAUGGAGGCCCUUCAAGUCAAGCACCAACGCGAGAAGGAUCAAAAGACUGUCUCGUGGCUCGGCAUCCUCGUUGCACAAGCCCCCGUGCUCCCGUACGACCCAGCGCAUGCGCCACGGAAGCGACAGCGGAUUGUCGACUGCAAGUGA
This is a messenger RNA of Saprolegnia parasitica CBS 223.65, 1965 nucleotides long. RefSeq lists its product as hypothetical. The transcript is spliced from 2 exons. The record is from RefSeq and is a predicted model, not a curated record. NCBI's taxonomy places the organism in Eukaryota, Oomycota, Saprolegniomycetes, Saprolegniales, Saprolegniaceae. Bases 1 to 1965 code for a protein of 654 amino acids.